CCGGAUUAGCGGCAGGGCUUUCAGAUCCGAACUCUACUUGUUAACCUGCUCCUGGGUCGGAACCACGAGCUCGCUCCAGCAGCUGGGGGACGGACAUGGCCUUCCUCAUGAAGAAGAAGAAGUUUAAGUUUCAGGUCCAUUUCACCCUGGAGGAGCUGACGGCGGUUCCGUUCGUUAACGGGGUUCUGUUCUGUAAGAUCCGCCUCGUGGACCGGGGGAACUUCGCAGUUCUGUCAUCCAGAGAGGAGGUGCAGCAGAACUGUGUUCGUUGGGAGAAGAGGUUCUCCUUUGUGUGUAAGAUGAAUUCUAAUCCAGCCACUGGAGUCUUGGACCCGUGCAUCUGCAGAGUCUCUGUACGGAAGGAGCUGAAGGGAGGGAAGACCUUCUCAAAGUUGGGUUUCGCUGAUCUCAACAUCUCAGAAUUCGCUGGUUCUGGUUCUAUGGUCCGCUGCUGCAUCCUGGAGGGUUACGACACCAAGAACACCCGGCAGGACAACUCCAUCCUGAAGGUGACCAUCGGGAUGACCCUGCUCUCCGGAGAUCCCUGCUUUAAAACGCCUCCCAGUACGGCCAAGUCGGUGUUUACUGGUGCUGAGGAUCCAAACCUGCAGCUGGACUGUAAGGGGGAGGGCACCUACUCCUCUGGACCUCCAGCAGGUGGUGUCAGAGACGGUCCCGUCAAACCCCGACAGUCGUCAGUCCGGAGUUUAGGACUUCCAGAGCACGGAGAGAGCAUUUCCAACCCAGACGAGAUCUUCUGCCCCGGUCACAUCCGGAGGUCCAGUUACGCUAGUCAACACAGCAAAAUCUCAGGUUACAGCACAGGUCCUUCUCGCUGCUCCAGCCUGACAGACCUCAGUCCCCAUAGAGACGCCUCCUCCAGCAGUGGCAUUUCCUGUGGCCCCGCCCAUUCCUCUCAGGCUCCUCCCUGCACUCCCAGUGAGCCUCACCAACGGGCAGCACCGUCCAGACCAGAGAGACCUCCUCCCCCCUCUGCAGCCGCACUCCGGUCAUCCAGGAGGAAGAAACAGGGAGUGGAAUGCCCGCACAGCUGCGUGGAUGACACGCGCAUCGAUGCGGAUGACAUCGUGGAGAAGAUCAUUCAGAGCCAGAACUUCUCUGACAACAGCAGAGAUGAAGACAGCAACCUGAAGCUGUACGUCAGUAAAGAUGGAACCACGGCCCUGGGCCGGACGCAGCUCGCCAGCAGCGGAACUCCUGGAACCUUUGAGCCGGUUGUCAUCGAGACUCGCUGAUCAACGAGUCUGUAACGGUUCUGAUCCAGAUCCGUAUGUUCAGUCUGCUUCUCUGUGGGUCCAGAUUCUCAUAUGACCAGCACUACCAGGAGCCGGGCUCUGGAUCUGAGUCUCAGAAUUGUGGUUUGAGUUCAUUUCUAGUUUCUGUUGUUCUGGGUUUUUAGAGCCAGAAACGUUCGGUUCUGUAGAAUCUGAAUGAAUUUACUUCAAAUAUCCAGAACCGGGCCCCUUGGUUUCCAUUUGGUUUUUGCACAAAUGACCAUAAUGUAUUUAGUCAGAGACGCUCGGCGGGUACCAAAAUGGGUUUGGUUGGUUCUGCUCACAGGUCUGCAAACAUGUUCUGAAGCUGGAAUGAUGUGUGGAAUCACACUGGGAAUGUCUGCCGGGAAUACGGGUUUUCCCGUUUAAAAAAAAAAAGCAACCAUUGAGGAACAGGAUCCAAACUCCUCACAGAAACAGAACCGGUGCAGCAACACGGAUCCAGGAGCAGUACCAGGAUGAUUGUUGUUCUGAUGGUUCUGGAGCUCGGCUUUUCCCUCUCACAUCAAACUGCAGCUCCUAUAAAAAUUUCAGUGAGUUCUUCUCCGUUAAACCCAUCUUCUGCAGAUGCACCGAUUUUGACCUUUGGGCCGAUACCAACUUUAUUCAAAGAAUGACCAAAAUGAAAAUGGAUAUUCUGAUCAAAUUAAAUGUUCGUAUUUAGCCGGUUAAUCUGUUAGCAUAAAGUAGCCUUUAGUGAAUUUCAGAUUAGUUCUGAUUAAUCUGAUCUAUCUCGAUAUAUUCUGCAGCUCAGACGGUACCUGUUGGUGCAUCUCUAAUUAUCACACCCAGACCCAGAACCAGUGCAUUGUGGGAACUGUUUUCUAUCCGACUCACAUUUGGAGUUUUCCUGAAUCCAUGUUUGUUUCUAGGACUUGUUUUUCCCUAAAUGUUGUUUUAUGGGAUGGUUUUAUUGUUUUGAGGAUUCCUUCUUCUAUGAUUUAAAUGUAUUCAGACAAAUAAAAACAAAAAGGGAAAUUUGAGGUCAGAAUGAAUCCCUGAAACCUCGUUUAACUGGAUCUGAUUGGUAAAAACCUGGAAACCUUCAGCGUAUUAAAGUAAAAACAUCACAAAUAUCAGCCAAUCAGGAUCCAGGAAAUCCCCUGUGAACAGGUCAAACGAUCCUGCUGAAACAAAAACCUGAUUUUAAUCGUCUCAUCUGUUUCUCCUUGCUUGAAUCUUUUGGACAUUAAUAACCACUAAAGUAGUCCUGCUGACGUCGGGUUACGGAAGCACGCCGUCCGCUCCUGCUCGACUCCUUAAAUGUGUAUCAUGAAAAGGUUGUUGGGUCUAAGUAGAAAGUAGGAACUCGGGUUAUUCUACUGAAUGAAACCAUUAGAAACUUGCAAAACUGACGUAAGAUGAAAUAGCAGCUAAUGCUAGCUAGCACCAUACCGUACCAUAGCAGCUAAUGCUAGCUAGCAUGGUCCUGAAGUAACGAGACUCAUCUUGUUGUUAUUUUAAUCCUAAUUUAGAUUCACUAAUUAAUCCAGUGGGACUAAUUAACUCCAGUUUGACCUUUUAUAGCUCCUGAGGAAGCUGAAAGCUAAAUGGUCGUAGCGUUAGCUGCUAAUGACCUCACCCCGUUAGUUUCCCAACCCCGUUAGCUUAGAGUUAACAUUAUUAAAUCUCUGUGCAGUGACAGUCUGGUGUAGACACCUCCUAGUUUUCUGGUGUUUCAUUUCUCCAGAAGCAGAUAAAAAAGAUCUUCAUCUGCUAAAUCUGUGUUUUGGAGCUAACCGCCUUCCUAAAUAAUCCAAGUUGACAUUAAUUAAGUAAUGAAAGGUGGAAAAAGUCCAGUGUGGACUCCACUAAGUGCUUUGGAGCUGUUAGCUUGUUAACACCGAAGCUAAGUGCUCGCCCCGUAAUCAAAAGGUUGCAGGUUUUAGCCCUGCUCAGUCUGUCACUGUUGUUGUGUCCUUGAGCAAGACACUUAACCCACCCCCCCACCCCCGGCUGCUGGAGGUGGUCAGAGCGACCGGUGGCGCCAGUGCUCGACAGUGUUGUAACACGCCUUGGGGGGUUCCAAGACUCUAGAAGGCGCUAUAUCAAAAACAGGGUUAUUUACUGUUUAGCUGCUAGCAGACCUGCUAGUUGCUAGCUUCCCUGUUUUUGUGCCGAGUUAUUUAUUCGGUUAAAGUUUUAACUCUUUACUGCUAGCAUGCUAGUUGCUAACUGCUCCGCGGUAUUUUUAUACCAACGGAAGGAAAAGUGUGGACACUGAUGAUGUUUUUGUAAAUCAAAGAAACUUUAUUGAGGGAACAUUUAGAUGAACUGGUUUUAGUAUCUAGUUUUUUUUUUAUUUGGUGUGUAGGUUAAAUGACGAGUUGGAGCUCAGAUCCUGUCCCUUCUCUUAAGUGAGUCUAAAGAACCAGAACCAGACCGGGUCUCUGUGAGGCUGUUGGUACCAGAGUCUAAACAUCCAGUAGUCUGUGGUUCUAUUGGGCUGAGUUCUGGAUGCUUCCCAACCAUAAAAGGGACUUUUGUGUUUGUUAUUGGGAAUUCUGGUUCUGGUACCGUGGGGGUGGGGCUUCUGCUGAACUGAAAAAACAAAGUUCUGUUAAUCAUUUUGUUCUGAUCUGUUAGGAUGAGUGUUUUCUGUGGAGACGGUAAACAGAACCUUUACAGAGUCUUCUGGACCAGCGAGCUGGUCCUCAGGCUGGUUUUACUCAACAGAAUUUACUCCUGCGAUGUUAACUUCCUGUCUGGUGGUGUUAAACUGGUUUCACUGGGAUUUGGUUGUUUUAACUCUGCUGCUGCUUUAAUUCACAGAUCGGAGGUUUGAGGAAAUUCUGGAUCCACUACUUUUUAUUUAUAUGUUUUUUUAUUUAUAUUUAGGGAACGAUUUAACCAGAUGAUGAUUUAGCUGAAGGCAAAUGCCAGAAGAUUGUAUUCCUAUAAACCUUGGAACCACUGUAGGGUUUUAUAGGAGCUGUAACUGCUUUUACCUCCUUUUGUAAACAUAAUUAUGAAAGUCACGUGAGAUCUGAUAUUUUAUGUGUGUACUCUGUGAACCAAAUGUAAUAAAACCUGUGGUGAUUUUCCA
This is a messenger RNA of Nothobranchius furzeri (turquoise killifish), 4341 nucleotides long. RefSeq names its product estrogen-induced osteoclastogenesis regulator 1b (gene eeig1b). NCBI's taxonomy places the organism in Eukaryota, Metazoa, Chordata, Actinopteri, Cyprinodontiformes, Nothobranchiidae. The record is from RefSeq and is a predicted model, not a curated record.